AUGUCACUUACAAAUAAGUUACUUAAUGAUUUAUUACACGAGGAAAAAACAAAAGAAAGUUUUGUAGUUUGGAUUGAAAAAUUAACAAUGAAUGAUGAAGGUGAGAAUAUUUGUAUUGUUGGUUAUAAAGAAGAAAGAUAUGAAGCUAAAAUUGAAAUGGAAGUUCAGUUGCACGGGUUUAUUUCUUUUUUUCGAUAUGACUGCCAAGAAAAUAAGAUAUCACAAUUUAACACAUCCGACUUACAGACAUACGUCCAACAAUUUAAUGAAAAUAAUAAAACUAUAAAAUGUUUUAUUUUAUCUAUUGGUUCAACAAAUAAAAUAAAUCCUAAGGAUCCAAUAGAGAUUGAGAUUUUAGAGAAAUCACCAUCACCUUGUUCAAAGAUUCUUUUGUUUAAUCACUCAAUCAAACCUAUAACAGAAAAAUGGUUUAAAGUUACAAAUUUAAAAAGAAUUGAACUAUUAAAAUAUCAAGACACUCAAAACACUCAAUUUAUUGAAAUUGAAAACCCAUUUCUUCUACUUAAACCUGAAUUGAAAUAUGACUCAUUUGAGAGUUUUCAUGAAGAAAUUGAAAAGAUUAAACAAGGUGAUUCUUCUUUACUUAAAGAAAACAAAGAAAUUAUUAGACAAAUUGUAUUUCGUAUUCUAAAGAUUCCACUAAUAGAAGAAAGAACAGGGACGUACGUUGGAUGUACUAAAUGUCAUAGAAAGGUAAUUGGAACAAAGUGCUCAUGUUCAGAAGCACCAACUGCACGAUAUUUUAAAAUAACUAUGACUAUAUGUAAUAUUAAUAAUGAAAAUGAUUAUGUGAACAUUGUUUGUUUUGAUACGACUAUGAAAUCGUUACUUGAUAUAACGGCUGAAGAAUUUUUACAAGAGUCUGUAACAAAUAAUCAAAAACUACAGUCUUUUGUUACACACUGUUUUAAAGCAAAAUUUAAAAUCACAAAAAGUCGAGAUAAUAGGUUUGUCAAUGUAAACCCUGAUGGUCCAUUUAUACCAUGGACCUAUUAG
Molecule: messenger RNA, 1017 nt
Organism: Entamoeba dispar SAW760
Lineage: Eukaryota; Evosea; Mastigamoebida; Endamoebidae
Exons: 1
Coding region: 1-1017 (338 amino acids)
Source: RefSeq, a predicted model, not a curated record